Dentiscutata erythropus is the source of this 147-nucleotide messenger RNA. The record is from the annotation of a GenBank genome assembly. Lineage: Eukaryota; Fungi; Glomeromycota; Glomeromycetes; Diversisporales; Gigasporaceae.
AAUGGUACUUUCUCAGAUGCAAUUGCUAUUUUUACUAGUUCAACGAAGACAUUAGCCAACAAGGUAGUUCAAAAUUCUACAUUUUUUACAGCCAGUUUUACUGGCACAAGAAUAUUUCGUAAUUGUUCUACUUCAAUCCAAAAUUGA